AUGAAGUUCCCCUUUACUGCCCUGGCGGCUCUCUCCAUCGCCACAACCGGCGUAGUGGCUAGACCAUUCGCCCCCAGCUCGACGACAAUCAAGAAGCACGCGUUGGUCGGGUACUUGCACUCUAGCUUUGCCAACGGGUCUGGUUACCUGAGGCUCGCUGAUGUGCCUGACGAUUGGGACAUAAUUGAGCUGGCCUUUGGCGAACCCACGUCUGUGACGUCCGGGGAUAUCAGAUUUUCCUUGUGUCCAAAGACAGAAUGCCCCAACGUCGAGAGCGAGGAGGAGUUCAAGGCCGCGGUAAAAGCCAAGCGGGCCAAGGGGAAGAAGGUCCUCCUUUCAAUCGGCGGACAGAACGGCCAGGUCCAGCUCUCCACGACCGAGGCACGGGAUAAAUUCGUCAGCUCUGUGGGCGGCAUCAUCGACCGGUAUGGCCUUAACGGUCUCGAUAUUGAUUUUGAGGGCCACUCGCUAUACCUUGACCAGGGGGAUACGGACUUCAAGAACCCCAAGACGCCAGUCGUCGUCAACCUGAUCUCAGCACUGAAGACCCUGAAGAAGAAAUACGGCGACGCCUUCGUCCUGACCAUGGCACCGGAGACCUUCUUCGUGCAGCUGGGCUAUUCCUCCUACGGCCCGAUGAACGGCAACGACGCCCGCGCUGGAUCCUAUCUCCCCGUCAUCCACGCCAUGCGCGACGACCUGGCGGUUCUGCAGGUUCAGAACUACAACUCUGGCCCGAUCAUCGGCCUAGACGACCAGUACCAUAACGUGGGUAACCCGGACUUCCUCGUUGCGAUGGCAGACAUGUUGAAGACCGGGUUCACCGUGGCCAGGACGAACAACACCUUCCCGCCGCUGAGAGAAGAUCAGAUUGCCAUUGGACUCCCGUCCCAGGUCAGCGCGGGCAACGGGUUCGUCGACGCCAGGGGAGUACAGGAGGCCCUGGACUGCCUGGUGAACGGCGCGGGAUGCGGAACGUACAAGCCUCGCGGGGGCAAGUCGCCGAACUUCAGGGGCCUGAUGACCUGGUCCAUCAACUGGGACGCCUUCUCCGGGUGGGAUUUCAUGAACGGCCACCGCAACUACCUCGACAGUUUGCCUUGA
Arthroderma uncinatum is the source of this 1104-nucleotide messenger RNA. RefSeq lists its product as uncharacterized. The transcript has a single exon. The record is from RefSeq and is a predicted model, not a curated record. Gene Ontology annotation, biological process: carbohydrate metabolic process. NCBI's taxonomy places the organism in Eukaryota, Fungi, Ascomycota, Eurotiomycetes, Onygenales, Arthrodermataceae. Bases 1 to 1104 code for a protein of 367 amino acids. Gene Ontology annotation, molecular function: chitin binding; hydrolase activity, hydrolyzing O-glycosyl compounds.